This is a messenger RNA of Acanthochromis polyacanthus (spiny chromis), 2076 nucleotides long. RefSeq names its product galactosamine (N-acetyl)-6-sulfatase (gene galns). The coding region runs from base 42 to 1616 and encodes 524 amino acids. NCBI's taxonomy places the organism in Eukaryota, Metazoa, Chordata, Actinopteri, Pomacentridae. Gene Ontology annotation, molecular function: arylsulfatase activity; N-acetylgalactosamine-6-sulfatase activity. The transcript is spliced from 14 exons. The record is from RefSeq and is a predicted model, not a curated record.
CACUUCCUCGUUUGUGAUGCUCACGUGAUCGCUGCUCAGCUAUGCGACUGAUGUCUGCUGUAACUUUCACUCUCCUAAGUGUGGUAAUAUGUUGUUCUCUGACAGAAAAGCCACCAAAUGCUUCGAAUCCAAACAUUAUCAUCAUGCUCAUGGAUGACAUGGGUUGGGGGGACCUGGGUGUGUUUGGCCAGCCCUCUAAAGAGACCCCCAACCUAGAUGCCAUGGCAGCUCAAGGGAUGCUUCUUCCAAACUUCUACACCGCCAACCCACUCUGUUCCCCGUCCAGAGCUGCACUUCUCACUGGGAGGCUGCCUGUCAGAAACGGUUUCUACACCACUAAUGGCCACGCCAGAAACGCAUACACACCCCAGGAGAUAGUGGGAGGAAUCUCCAAGGAUGAGAUUUUGCUGCCCCAGAUGCUGAAGAAAAAAGGUUAUGUCAGCAAAAUAGUUGGCAAAUGGCAUCUGGGCCACAGACCACAAUACCUUCCUCUGAAGAAUGGUUUUGAUGAAUGGUUUGGUGCACCAAACUGCCACUUUGGCCCCUUUAACGACGGCGUCAGACCCAACAUUCCUGUCUACAACAACUCUGAGAUGCUUGGCAGAUACUAUGAGGAGUUUGCAAUUAACAGAAAGACAGGAGAAUCAAACCUCACACAGAUCUACUUGAUGGAAGGUCUUGACUUCAUACUUCGUCAGACUAAGGACCGGCAGCCUUUCUUCCUCUACUGGGCACCUGAUGCCACUCAUGCUCCUGUCUAUGCUUCCAAACGCUUCUUAGGGAAGAGUCAGCGAGGUCGUUAUGGGGAUGCAGUGAUGGAGCUGGACUACAGCGUCGGUCAGAUCUUAUCAUGGCUGCGGACUUUUGGCAUUGAGAAUAACACCUUUGUCUUCUUCACCUCAGACAACGGAGCCGCUCUAAUGUCUGGUCCAAAAGAGGGUGGAAGCAAUGGGCCGUUCCUCUGUGGGAAGGAGACCACUUUUGAGGGGGGCAUGAGGGAGCCUGCCAUCGCCUGGUGGCCUGGACACAUCAAAGAAGGCUCGGUGAAUUUCCAGCUAGCUAAUGUCAUGGACCUGUUCACCACCAGUCUGGCUCUAGCCGGCAUCAACCCUCCUGAUGAUCGAAUCCUGGACGGUCUGGACUUGACACCAGUGUUGCUGAACCGCUCACACACACUCCAAAACAGGCCAAUAUUUUAUUAUCGAGGGAAUGAGCUGAUGGCUGUGAGGCUUGGACAAUACAAGGCCCACUACUGGACCUGGAGCAACUCAUGGGAGGAGUUCAGAAAAGGUGUAAACUUUUGUCCAGGUCAAGAGGUACCGAAUGUGACAACCCAUGAACAGAAGGAGCACACACAGCAGCCAAUCAUUUUCCACCUAGGACGGGAUCCUGGAGAAAAGUUCCCAAUCAGUGUUUUGACUAAGGAGUACCAGGAUGUUCUGAGCAUGAUCUCUCCAAUCGUGGAGCAGCAUAAGAAGACUAUGGUGCCUGGUAUACCCCAGCUCAAUAUGUGCGACAUGGCAGUGAUGAACUGGGCACCAGCUGGCUGUGAGAAGUUAGGAAAGUGUCUGAAAGCACCCAAGUCUGAACCCUGGAAGUGUGACUGGCCACACUGAGGGCAGAAGUGCUGAGCCAUACGAGCCAAGAUGAGGAAGUAAAACCUGAAGAUGUGCCUUACAAGAACCGCAAACAAACUUACUGUUUAUACGGAUGUACUUUUAAAAUUUUUGUAAAAUUUUUGAUGCUCAACACUGAAGACAACAGUGAAAUGAAGCCAAGGGAAAUAUGUUGGGAUAACAAAUUAAAUCAUGGAAAUGGGUUUACAGAUAUGUGUUUUAAUAUGUGAAUACAAGUUCUGCCUGCUGUUGAAAAAUGCUCUGAAACAGUCUGUGUUGAAUCCUGACACAUUCUUAUGGAUGUAGAGCAGAAAGGGAGGGGAAUUUAUUCUAAGUGGGCCUGAAAUGAGUUGUAUAAAGUUGCAUUACUGAAUUCAUUGUAUAUGAUUUAGACAAACUGGUGCAGUUGCUAAGGAAAAACAAAACAUUUUUUAAAUAAAAUAAACUAUUGCCAUGUUCA